Ornithodoros turicata is the source of this 1855-nucleotide messenger RNA. Its product is annotated as beta-1,3-galactosyltransferase 5-like. The transcript is spliced from 3 exons. The coding region runs from base 273 to 1349 and encodes 358 amino acids. Gene Ontology annotation, molecular function: hexosyltransferase activity. Gene Ontology annotation, cellular component: Golgi membrane. Lineage: Eukaryota; Metazoa; Arthropoda; Arachnida; Ixodida; Argasidae. The record is from RefSeq and is a predicted model, not a curated record.
CCAGAAGAAGGAAAUCUUUUGAGAGGACGACGAAGAAGGCACUUUAACCUCUCGUCUUUUAGAGGUAGAGUUACAGUGUGGCCGUCGGCAUCUACCAGUGCAGGUUAUCCUAUCAGCACUGUAGGAAACAGUGCACUCAAUGUUGGGUGUACUGUCGUUCUACUGCGCGAAGUCCGAGAGCAAUAUCUCUGGCCUACUGCGAGGGGGUACUCGGUGCCGCUGCUGUACGAAGCAAGGAUUUCGUCCGCCAGUACCAAUUAAGCGUACAGUAAAUGAGGCCCUUCAAGAGAAAGCGUCUGCGCGAAGUGAUGAUAACUGUUGCACUCUGCUCAAUGGCGUGGUUCUUUGUCACGAGAGUAAGCGAAACACACUGCGGAGGCGCAAUUGUCUUUUACCUUCCUACGAAGAGCCCACAGAGGUAUAUAAAAGAAGAGGCUACACAAACACUUUCGAAGCGCAAGUUGAUCAGCACCCGCCACUACUCGCAGCCGCAUCCGUACGUUCUGGGGUGCAAAGACCUCUGUUACAGCAAAGCUUCGGGGGACGCCACUAGAGAAGACAUAGACUACCUCUUCCUUGUUUCUUCAGCUGUUCGGAAUUUUUACCAUCGCAAUGCUAUCCGCAGCUCGUGGGGAAGAGACGUGGCAGCUUUCGGGAAUAAUAGACUCGCUUUCUUGCUCGGUAUUUCCAACGACAGAGUUCUGCAGUCCACAGUUGAAAGUGAAUCGGCUCUCUACUCGGACAUUAUACAGGGGAAUUUUAGUGACACCUACCGAAACCUCACCCUCAAGUCUGUUAUGAUGCUGCACUGGACUACGAAAUACUGUCGCGGUAUCCGCUUUCUGGUUAAGGUGGAUGAUGACACGUACCUGAACAUACCCAAUCUGAUCGAGGCACUUCACACGCAGCGUGGUGAUGCCAUAUACGGCACGCAUUAUCAUUCGGCAGUACCGUUUCGAUCAAUGGAAAACAAGUGGUAUGUAUCAUUUGAAGAAUAUUCUGAAGAUACAUAUCCGGACUAUGUGGGAGGACCUGCGUACAUAAUAAGUGGAGGAGUGCUGCAAUUGCUGUAUAACGCGACGGGUGUAGUGAAACCAUUCUCAAUGGAGGACACGUAUAUCACCGGUACAUGUGCCGAACGGGUCGGCAUCCCACGGAUUGCUUUGAUGGGUGUUGCCACGCUCAGGUUGCCUUUCUCCUGUGAGCACAAGAAGGCUAUCGCUGGCCACUAUGUCACUCCUCGUAAGAUGACGUCUCUCUGGAACAUCUCGCAACGGACCACCCUCUCGUGCCUUCACUUUAUGUUCAACUGGACUUUUUGUUAUUGCUUCGUUUCGCUACCUGACUGACAUAGAGUAACUAAUAUGAUCCCGUAUUUGAUAUGUAUUCGAUCAGACGACAAGUUUGAGUUUCGUUAUCAAGACAUCAAGGUUGAUACGAGUGCCUAGAUAAUCGUAUAUGUAUCCGCGUUACAUAUUGUCAGAUGGUCAUCCCAGCCUGAGUUUUUCAGAUGGCAUUAGAGCUACAACCCGCUAUUUUAUGUUAAUUCGAACCGGAAUUAAAUGUCCUACUGCUCAACCGAACCCGAACUGGACCGUAGUAAGCGGUAUUGGUUCGCGAAAAGAUUGAGCCGGAAUAUGGUAGUGGUGAUGUAACAGCUCGCUGUAGUCUGCCACGCUCAUGCGGGCGACGUCACGGCUAUGGCUGGGGAGGAUCGUGCCUCCUGGGCCGACUUCAGAAGGAACAUUAACAGGAAUAUUGACAAGGAAUAUUAACGAGGCAGUUCUGUAAACCAUCUCUUGUAUGAGCGGUAGAAGUUCCGGCUCCGGUUGAGAAUUAUUUUUAUUAAUUUGUG